Messenger RNA from Acanthaster planci (crown-of-thorns starfish), 5098 nucleotides. RefSeq lists its product as uncharacterized. Lineage: Eukaryota; Metazoa; Echinodermata; Asteroidea; Valvatida; Acanthasteridae. Gene Ontology annotation, molecular function: calcium ion binding. The record is from RefSeq and is a predicted model, not a curated record.
AUAAUGAUGGUACUAACUGUGAAUUUACGCUAAACCAAUUGGACUUAGACAGAAAAGUUGGACAAUUUUGUUUUGACGGAAGCACUUCAUUUCCCAUCACUGGCAACGUGUCAUGAGAAAGACGUCCGUCCAACCACAGAUUGGUGCUCACUUCGUUUGGUGUCACGGCUUAGCUGCCAAUCUGUCGCUUGUUGGUUCUACUGUUUCAUUGUGAGAGUACCAGAAUAGACCCACUACUGAACAACCCACAACCACGCGUCGUGUCAGGGCCGAAUUUGCGCAGGACGUGCGGGGAAAGCAACGACUAAGUCCUUCCCGGUAUUGCACCUUGACCUUGGCUCGUCGGAAGGGUAUUCAUCAUUUUUGUUUAAUUAUCGUCAAUACUGAAUUUGAGUGCAGCGAAAAUGGAGGCACUUGGGCAGCUCUGCAAACUAAUAUUUGUUGCCGGAUUGGUCCAAAGUGCUGUGUCGCAAGUGACCAUUGAAAACUGCCCAGGGAACAUUUACUCAAAGACAGGCGAAGCAGAAUGGGCUCUUCCUACAGCAAGGACUGACUCAGGACUCGGCGUAAAUGUUGAAUGCGAUCAUUCUCAUCAGCCCACACUGUACACGGCUUACACUACAAAAGUGGUUUGCACUGCCAAAGACUGGGAUGGUUACAUAGCGACUUGCAGUUUUAACAUAUAUUUACCGGACGGUGCUGGAUGCCCCAAGCGUCCAGACAACGCUAAUGACAAAUGUUCCUGUAGCAUGUACCGCCCCUUUUUCUAUCCUUGUGGGUGCAUUGACAGUUACAGCGGUCUGACAUGCCAAGUUCUAGAUGGCAACAAAUGCUCUACAAGCAACACCCCCUCGUCCUGUGAUUGCAACGCGGGCCCAUGCAGAUGCCACAAGGGGUUCAAAGGAGAAAGCUGCGAGCUUGAUUUCCAGGUUCCCGAGAUAAUCUGCCCCCAGGAUAUUUACACCGUUCAGAAAGCUGUCGUGCUUCCUGGCAACGACUCUUUCACUGCUACUGAUAAUGACGGGAAUCAAGUUGCCAUCGAAUGCAGCCCUCCCCUCGGCACUGUGGUGACAGCUGGUACAGGCAACACGACAGUACAUGGAGUAACCUGUUCGGCAAGGGACAGUGCCGGCAACAGAGCAGAUUGUUCGUUUAAAGUUGUAAUUGAUUUGGUUCCACCACGGAUUCCCUAUUGCCCCGGCAACAUGCAUACCAACGACUUCCGACACGAAUGGCCCGUGGAUAUGGCUGUAGACAACAGCCAUCCCACUCUUAACGUCACGUGUGAACCUGCGCCCGGUGAAGAACUCACCGACUACGUAACUAAUGUGAACUGCUACGUCCACGACAAGGCCGGUAACGCUGCCGAAGAGAACUGCACCUUCCAGAUAUACCUAGAUGGAGGUUCUUGCAAUAAUGGUGACAUCAACUGCGAAUGUGAUGGAAAUUCGUGUUCUUGUGCUGAUGGAUUUAGUGGUAUCGACUGCACAGUCGAAGACGGUAGCAUCUGCGCAUUCUCUGGUGAGCCGGGGCCAGGCUGUGUUUGUAAUGGUGUUUCCAAUUGUACGUGCAGAGAUGGAUUCAAGGGAGCAAGCUGUGAAAUUGACUUUAUGCCCCCUGAACUUUCAAACUGCCCAUUUGGAGAAAUUUGGUCGCGGAAAACUAUGGUGACUUACCGACCUAUGUGGACAAAGGAUAACAACCAUACUGAUGUUCCUACAACGGUCGUGUGUUACCCCGAAGAAGGGUCGGAGUUCCUCGCCUAUCGAACAGAUGUGACCUGCUCUGCUGAGGAUGCUUCGGGGAAUAAGGAAUUGGACUGCGAAUUCCCCGUAAUGAGAAUUUCAGGAAGUGGUUGCGAGUCAGACGGAAACAACUGCUACAAUUGUCAAAGUAGAUGUAGAUGCUUGCCUGGCUACGUUGGUCCAAACUGCCAAGUUUGUGGCACUUGUGAAAAUGGAGGCACCCGUGAAGAUCCAAACCAGUGUCAGUGUCAAUGCCCAACGUUGCAUCAUGGUCUGGACUGUGAUGAGUGCUAUGAGCCAAAUGCUGAUCACUGUAUGAACCAGGGCACCUUCAUUAUGGAUACAUGCAGUUGCGAAUGUGAAGGUGAUUGGACUGGCCGCCAUUGUGAGCAAAAACCUGGAGAGGAAUGUUCAAAUCUCUCUGCAAAUGACAGCCUGGGAUGUUCUUGUAGCAACGAAGAGUGCACGUGUAAGCCCGCCUACUCGGGACCCAAAUGCGACUCUUGUAAAGCUUGCCAAAAUGGUGGCAGCGACCAGGAGCCAGACAGCUGCGUCUGUAAUUGUCCCGGUUUCUACUUACCACCCAUCUGUUCAGAGUGUGAUACCAGUGCCGUAUGUCAGAAUGGAGGAACACUUGACGAAAUCACGUGUACUUGUCAUUGUGCUAGCGGCUGGAGAGGAGAGGAAUGCGCAGAUGAGGUGACUUUUGAACACAAAUGCCCCAUCGACAUCAUUAAACGACCGGACGAGGGCCAGACGACAGCUAAAGUUUCCUGGACUGGUCCAACGGAGUCUGGAGCAAACGUCGAUUGCCAACCAGCGAGCGGUAGCCAAUUCCCAGUGGGAACUACUCAGGUCACUUGCACAGCAAUCUACGCGGACCCCGGAACGAAUAGCUCAUCAUGCAGCUUUAAGGUUUUCAUCGAUGGAAGGGCUCCCCUGGUCAACUGCCCGCCUGACCUAGACCCCUAUCACCAACGGUGGAAGGACACUGCUCAGAUUUCAUGGGGAGGGGUCACGGCAGAAGAUGAGGUGUCUGGGACCAUUGCAGCCAGCUGCAUACCAAGGAGUGGUAGCGUCUUCCAACCUGGUGCGACCACUGUGGUGUGCACUGCGUUUGACCAGGCAAUGAACUUAGGAUUCUGCACUUUUGAAGUCACAGUGUACACUCGGGGUAAUACAAUCAGAUUUCCCACAACACUGAGCUGUGCAAAAUGUCAAGAGAACAAUCCAAACGGAAGGUGCAGAUACGAUGAGAAUGAAGAUGAGUAUGUCUGUUACUGCUCUAGUGGUUUUACGACAGAUGCCAAUGGCAAAUGUCAAGACAUUGAUGAGUGCAAUGAGGAGGGCCGUUGCGAACCCAAUGCGGAAUGCGUAAAUACCGUCGGCAGCUACAGGUGUGAAUGCUCCGACGGAUUCUUUGGGUCCGGCACUACCUGCAGAGAGUAUCCGUACCCAAUGUAUCCAGACAUUUCCAACCCGGAAGCUGAUAAAAGACCUCUCGAAAAAAUGUUUUCCGUUGAUGUAAGACUGGCCAGUGAAUCUAUGUUUGGUUGUGACCUUGCAAAUGAUCCCAUGUCAGAUGAUUGCCAGAUUCUUCAGACUGUUUUCAACCAAAAGUUACGGGAAAAGUACACUGAGUUUUCCCCAGCACUCCUUCAAAUUAUAUUUGACCAGAACAGAAUGAGAGCGGGCAGCUUCGGCCACGUGGCAGUGUACGACUAUUCGCGAUUGUCGACGAGUCAAAGGGCAACAUCUGCUCAAGUGUUUUAUGACCAAACACUGGCCUCCAGUGUCACAGAUGGAGACCUAGGAGGCUUGAAACUUGUAAGCGAUUGCACAGAAUGCAACCCUCCGAAGGAGUUGACAAAUCUGUGCGGCAACUCCCUUGAAAAGCCCAAUUGCGGAGACGGAUUCUUCUUAAAAGAGAUGAAGGCUGAGGACGAUACAAGCUGCCUCUUCGUUUGCGAAUCACUCUGCUCUACGGAAUUCUGCAAUGCUGGUACAUGCACGCACCACCCUCCUUACGAACCCAAGUGCAGAUGCCCUUCGAAUACAGUGGGACCUCAGUGCGAACCUGUUACUGUCACAGACGGGGGAGGUGACAACGGUGACAAAAAUACCCCGGCAAACCUCACAGUCAUCAUUGCCUGCUCAGUGACAGGGGGCGUCCUUCUUCUCCUCAUCCUGGCAGCCAUCGGGUAUUUUGUCUUCAGAAGAAAUAAGAAUGCAAAAAAGGACAUAUAUCAUGAAAAAAGUGGUCACAUCAAUGAAGACUUUGCUAUGGAAAAAAGUGUUGAUAGUAAACAACUGUAGAAUAGAAGCGAACUUCCUUGCUUACUGGUUUGGGAUUGUAUUUACAGAACAAAUGAAACUCUUCCUGAAAUUAAUAUAGGGCUAACUCCAGUGCUCACUGGAUAUACGUAGUUUUUAUGAUGACCUUUGCAGAGAGGCACCGAAGCAUUUGAUCAUUUGAUUGGAGCGAGUCAACAAAAUGGCGCUGGACUUUUUAGAUGUUUGGAGGUCUCACAUUUUACGGGAGAGGCCAAUGUAGAUAUGUCGAUUGUCAAUAUGAACAAUUGUUUUCUAUGGUUUCGAACCAUUUUACUCUUUUUCCAUAUAAUUUAUAAUUCUAAUGCAACAGUUUCUCCUUACCUUCCGGAUAUUUGUCGUUUGGCCUUUACCUAUACCCAGUAUUCCAAUAAAUUAUCAAUUCAGAGAUUUGAGAACAACUGAUGUAUUUUCACCGAUAUGUUUAAUAGACAUUAAAAACUAAUUCAGCUCUGAUUCGUUGUUUAACUUUCAUUCAUUAAACAGUUCAGUUCUGCCAGUUCAAAUAUUCAGCAUUUUCUUCUCCCUCUCUCUCUUUUCUGCACGUUGUAUACGGAAAUUUAAUAAUUUCAAAACAAGCAUUCAAUUUUAAUGAUAUGAUUAUACCUACAUCUGCACAUGCUGUUUAAUAUAGAAGUACAUCCUUGGUUCAUUUUUGGAGUACUUGUACCAGACAGUCCCUCUGCAGUCAGCUGAUGUCGUUCCCAGAAAUUCCUAUUAACUUCCUUUAGGAAAAUCUUUCGCAGUAGUUAGUUAUCUCGGCAUGUAUUUGAAGUCAUUGUGACUGUAUUUUAAUGUGGAAUAGGUGUUAAUACGUCUUUCAUAUCGUUGUACAGUUUUUGUUUUCAAAAGACCCAUCUUGUUUGUAGACGAAGUUCGUAGAACAACCUAUCUUGUUUCUAAACCAAGUGUAAUUUUUUGAAUGACUUAUCAUAUUGUUCCGCUUCACGUGUUUUUCUGUUAGAAUAAUGUUUUCUGCAUUUAAAGAUCCAUUAAAACGUCUAUUCACCUAAGGAUAUUAA